Saprolegnia parasitica CBS 223.65 is the source of this 351-nucleotide messenger RNA. RefSeq lists its product as hypothetical. The transcript has a single exon. The record is from RefSeq and is a predicted model, not a curated record. NCBI's taxonomy places the organism in Eukaryota, Oomycota, Saprolegniomycetes, Saprolegniales, Saprolegniaceae. The annotation marks the transcript as partial.
ACGCUCAAGUCGCCGAGGAAGCCAGCACUGGUGGUCGAGCCAGCACCCGAGUACAUUGAGGAUUGCACGUCGAGCUCGGACAGCGAAGACUUGAACCAAGAGACGCAAUACGUCGACUGGGACGCCGACCACGACGCUGCCGUCUUUCAGAGCCUCCACGGUCUCAUCCAGAAGCGCGCUCUGAAGGCACUGACGCCGCUGCAGAUCCCCACCAAGCCGGCGAGUAGCCGCAUCCACCACGCCAAGGGCAUGGUACGCAAGCGCAGUCCGCGCAAGCCGCACGCGAGCCCGAAAGGCAAGACGUCCAAGGUCUGCCACACGGCCGAGGCCGCCGCAGUCUGCUGCAUCUAA